CACAACGCACCAAUCCAUACAGUGGCGCGCGGGGAAACUCAAGAAUUGGCUGAUGGAAAUAAAAUCACGACUGUCGACUGGCCGGAAAAUUCGCCAGACUUGAAUCCAAUUGAAACCAUUUGGAAGGUGUUGAAAGACAAU
Molecule: messenger RNA, 141 nt
Organism: Ambispora gerdemannii
Lineage: Eukaryota; Fungi; Glomeromycota; Glomeromycetes; Archaeosporales; Ambisporaceae
Source: the annotation of a GenBank genome assembly